AUGGCAGAUGAUUUCAUAACAUUUGAAGUUAUCAGUCUAGUAAAAAUCUUUAUUGAAUUAAAUCAAAUAAAAACAAAAAUAGUGGUUAAUGUUGUUAAUUCUUUAUAUACUGAUUGUAUUUUGGAAAUGGGUUAUAUUAACAAAUAUCAGGUUAAUCUUAAUAAUAAACAGGAACAAGUUCAAGUUUAUAUAUCUACUGAUUACAUCAUGUUACCAAUGGAAGCUCAAGUUGAUAAUAUUAGAAUAGUAUGUCGUUUAGCAAACUUCUUAUAUUUAAAUCCAUAUCAAGAAAGACAAAUUAAAAACCUUUCACAAGUAUCUUCUGGAAAAAUAUUAUAUUCCAACAGUAAGUCAGGCAUUAAACUACUUCAAGAACAAAUUGAUAAAGCUUUAACUAUUCCACAACCCACUUCAUUAAAUCAAACUAAUACUUUUAUUAGUGCUGUUGGCUUGUAUCAAAAGUUUAUUAAAGAUUAUGCAAAAAUACCUACACCAAUAUUAAAAAUGGCCAACAAUUGA
Messenger RNA from Rotaria sordida, 519 nucleotides. NCBI's taxonomy places the organism in Eukaryota, Metazoa, Rotifera, Eurotatoria, Philodinida, Philodinidae. The record is from the annotation of a GenBank genome assembly.